Molecule: messenger RNA, 1631 nt
Organism: Volvox carteri f. nagariensis
Lineage: Eukaryota; Viridiplantae; Chlorophyta; Chlorophyceae; Chlamydomonadales; Volvocaceae
Gene: sec22
Product: R-SNARE, Sec22-family
Exons: 8
Coding region: 221-880 (219 amino acids)
Biological process (GO): endoplasmic reticulum to Golgi vesicle-mediated transport; retrograde vesicle-mediated transport, Golgi to endoplasmic reticulum; vesicle fusion with Golgi apparatus
Cellular component (GO): endoplasmic reticulum-Golgi intermediate compartment; ER to Golgi transport vesicle membrane; Golgi membrane
Molecular function (GO): SNAP receptor activity
Source: RefSeq, a predicted model, not a curated record
GCUAGGAUAUGCCAUUAACGCUUCCUUCUUUAUGCAACUAAAACAGUCGCACUUGAAACAUCUUACCGUUUAUGUCAUCGACAGCACUUGGCGCUGCUCUUAUCUUGUAACGUACGUAGAUUUUUCACCAGGUACUUUGUGAAAGCUUCGUCGUUUAUCCGAGGCUUUAGACUUAACCGAAGGCAGGAGUUGGAAACGCGCUGGAGGAUUAAGGCCCGUCAUGGUACGGUUAACGCUCAUAGCACGUGUACAAGAUGGGUUGCCGCUAGCGGAAGGGCUGGACAGCGAAAAGGACGCGGAGAUCGAUGCGUACAAGUCUCAGGCGAAGAGCCUGCUCAAGAAAUUUUCACAGCAACCAAGCCACCAAGCGGCUAGGCUGUCCGUGGAGUCGGGAAAGUACACCUUCCAUUACUUGAUCGACGGGGGUGUAUGCUACUUGACGCUGACGGAGAAGGGUUACCCGAAGAAGCUUGCAUUCCAAUAUCUGGAGGAGUUGACAAACGAGUUCAGCCGACUGUACGGGCAGCAGGUGCACUCUGUCAGUAGACCGUAUGCCUUCAUCAAGUUCGAUACGUUCAUCCAAAAAACUAAGAAGCUGUAUCUGGACACGCGCACCCAGCGCAAUCUUUCCAAGCUUAAUGACGACUUGGCGGAGGUGCAUUCGAUCAUGACUCGCAACAUCCAGGAGGUCCUCGGGCAAGGGGAGAAGCUGGACAGCAUGGCAAAAAUGUCGAGUACCCUCGCCGCAGAGUCGAAACAGUAUGCCUCUCGAGCCAAGGACCUACAUCGACAGGCUCUAAUUCGCAAGUACGUUCCAUUAGCGGUGGUAGUGGGCGUCGUGCUGUUGGUGCUUUGGCUACGAUCCAAGUACUACAGAUAGCAAACUUUUGGUGCAGUCUUUCGUUUUACUGGUCGGAAUGAGGGCCGUCAUGUAGGGAGAGGAAAGGGGACGACAGCUGUUACAUGUUGGUCUGCUUGGGUAUCGCGCUUGCUUGCAAGGACGGCGCCGGCGCCCUCCGCGGGUGAUGAAGUGUGAAGAUGGACAACGUAGCUUAGGCGUACUUGUAAUUCUUGUGUCUUUGGACAGCGGCUGCAGCUUAUUGGUUGAGAUUUCAACCGCAAGGAUGGAAUUGCCUGUCGUGCGGCCACCCCGCCGAAUCUAUUCCGGCUUUUCAGACUCGAACGUUGAUAUGUUAAUGGGCUCAAAUGUUCCGUCUGGCUGGAGGUAGCACAGCGCCAGCACAUCAUCGUUCUCCACCUUUAAAUCCACAAGCUUCCGCGCAUCCUCCAGAACAGUCUGGCCCUUGUAAAGUUGUUGGCUCUCAGGAGGCUGGUCGACAAGCUCCUGAAGCUUUUGUUUUACUUCCAGAACAGUAUCGGUAGGUUCCACAUGUAAAAAAUAUGUUGUCUUAAGACGCUUCACUCGAACGUACAUAGACAUUGUGUUCAAGACACUGCCCUCGUCCCUGCCACCGGCCCAAGCAAACUCCAGAGCCCGCUUCUAGACAAAACUCAUGCACGGUUAACUUCUAAUUACCAAAAAAUAUCGGUUUGAAUAUAGGCGUCGCAAACGGACAUAUAGGCGUGACACCGUUGUAAGACCAAUGCGUGGAUUGCAGCGUGCUUAUGAG